CCGGGCUGGGGCAUCCCCUGGGCUUGGCCAUGAGCCCCAGCAGACCUAGCCCCUCCCGGCCGCUCCACUCCUCCGGUACCUGCAGCCGCCACCACUUUCGAAGGAAGCUCUGGCCCGGGGGUGCGGGGGCGUGGAGACUCUGCCUCCCGGGGAAUUCUCCCGGGCGGACGCCGCAGCGGCCCCUCUGGACCGGGUGCAGAGUCCGUGUGGGAGUGCGUGGGUGCUGGGCUCCGGGACCCGCGCCCUCCGCCGCCUCCGGCUCGGAGAUAGCGGACGGGCACGGGGAGGAAGCGAAAGUCGCAGAGAAGCCAGCGGACGCCACAGUCCGGAGCGGACAGGGCAGUCUCACGCGGCGCCUCGAGAUGUCCAGGCGUCAGGUACGCCUGCUGCUGCUGCUGGCAGCGCUUGCCCUCUCGGUCAGUGCCAACGAGGGCAGCGUCACAGGGAGCUGUCACUGCGACCAAAGAAUUUCUUCCAGCUCCCCGCCGAAUCCAAAGUUAAUGGAACACUUCCGAAAACAUCUCAGGGCCUACCACCGCUGUACAGCCUACAUCAGGUUCCGGCUGCACUCGCGGAGCGUGUGCGGAGGCAACCACGACCCGUGGGUGCACGAACUGCUGAGAUGCUUCGACCGCGGAGAAUGUGGACACGCUCACUGGAAGAGUCUGGCCCACCGGAAGCCGCUACCUUCCCGCAGCACUCAGAUUCCCAAGUACACAGAGGAGGCAUCCGCACACCUGCCCUCCACUGCCCAGACCCACCUGCCACCCACCCUGCCACCCGGAGCGCACGCCAACAAAACCACCACUGCCCCUCCGAGCCAGAGUCUGGAGGUUGGGCCUGAGGCUGGGCAGAACCAGAAGCAGCUAGAAGAAAUUGUAGGACCUGCAGCCGGGAUGUCAGCCAUGGUGCCGGUGCUGACCCUUCUGGCCAUCACCUUCCUCCUCACUGGAGUCCUCAUGUAUGUGCUGUGCAAGCGGAGAAGGGGGCGCUCCCCAAAGUACUCUUCAGAUUUGCAGCUUUAUCAUACACGUGUGGCACAAUAAUCCAGCGUCUGAGCAGAGAGGAGGGGAGAGAUUUGCUUUUGUAAGUACUGCACGAAGAGGCCCAGUGCUGCGGCAGUGAGUGACGAAGCCCUGUGACGACAGACUGCUACGUAAGUGCUGAUUUGAGUUUUGGUUCCUCUACUUCCAACCCAGCUUCCCUGCUAACGGCUUAUGAAAGGCAGAAGACAGCCCGAGUGAUUGGACACCUGCCGGCCUGUAAAAUCAGAAUCAAAAUGGACUGGGUGUGGCUAAAUUGCAGACCUCUGUUUCUGUACAUAUUAGCUUUGCUCGCCAAAGGCUAAGGGGGUAUCUUGUGAAACUAUGUGGGCCCAAAUUCCCAGGAACUAGGUUGACCGAAAUGUGUCCUUCCCUGUUACCUUACAACUGUAUCUUGGAUCUGUUGAAGUAACACCUUGACAGUAGGGACUCCACUUUGGAGAACCUGAGACUCCAUUCUGGGAAGGUGCCCCCCCGCCCCGUGAGACUCUGGUCUGAAACUAUGAUCUAAAACAGUUGAACAAUACCGGUCCACUACAUCACACUUGGCAGAGCAUAGAAACCCCCUAACAUGAUCGCUCAAGCUUGGAAGUGGAUAGGCUGCACCUGGGUUAAUGAUAAAAAUGUAACUUGUCUAUGUCCUACAUGAUUAAAACCAAUGGAUUAAUGUCAAGAUUAUAAUUGGAAUUGUUAAGAUUGUAACUGGUAUUGUCAAGAUUAUAAUUGAUACUAGUUUCACAUGGGUUUUAGGUCAGCUUGACCCCAGUAUCCAUGUAUUCCCCUCCCGAUUUUGCAGCUUUUGCCUUUAUAAACCCUGUUGCUUUGGGCUUCAGGGUUGAGAAUUCUUUAGGGCAUGAGCCCACUCUCCACCACCGGCAAUAAAGGACCAUCGAAUCUUAUCAAUGUGUGGUGCUCCCCUGUUUACUCUCGCUCAGGUACAACACUGUUAUUGGGUUUGUGGUUGUUAACUGUUAUCUUACAGCCAUAUUCUGGUUUUCCUUUUUAUUGUUCACUGCAUACCAGGGAUCUGAUUCGAAAUUGUGGGCCCUAGUGGACAGAAUACUAUAAAAAGCUGUGUAAGCCGCUGCUGGGGGCCACACUGUGGUAAGGAAUAUUGGUCCUGAUUGGUGGCCAGUCCCGAUCGGUUACCUUAGCUCUCAUUUGCUUCUCAUUUUCAAUAAAAUUCAUGUGUGACUGUCA
Oryctolagus cuniculus (rabbit) is the source of this 2243-nucleotide messenger RNA. RefSeq names its product C-X-C motif chemokine ligand 16 (gene CXCL16). Gene Ontology annotation, biological process: response to type II interferon; positive regulation of cell growth; T cell chemotaxis. Gene Ontology annotation, molecular function: scavenger receptor activity; chemokine activity; low-density lipoprotein particle receptor activity. The record is from RefSeq and is a predicted model, not a curated record. Lineage: Eukaryota; Metazoa; Chordata; Mammalia; Lagomorpha; Leporidae.